ACGUGUGCCCGACCCAGCUUUUCGAUCGUCGACCCCGCUGGCAGGCGGCUCUAUUGUUUUUCAGAUCCCUCCCCCUAUUUCACUGCCUUCUCAAAACCCCAAUCUCUGUUUUCCUUGUAUUGGUUUUGAGAGGAAAAGAGGAAGAAGGGUCCAUGGUUUUUUACUUCAAGGCCCGUCCAGAUGCGGGCGAUUACACCAUUUUCAUGGGUCUGGACAAGCACGAGAAUGAAGAUCUCAUCAAAUAUGGAUUUACUGAAGACAUUUGGUUCCAUGUGGGUAAAAUGUCUUCCGCCCAUGUUUAUCUAAGACUGAACAAGGGUCAGACUAUGGACGAUAUAAGUGAAGGAUUACUUGAAGAUUGUGCUCAGCUUGUCAAAGCCAAUUCCAUCCAAGGGAAAUUCUUUUUCAAUAUUGACGUUGUUUACACCCCAUGGUACAAUUUGAAGAAGACUCCUUCCAUGGAUGUUGGGCAAGUUGGUUUCCACAAUCCUAAAAUUGUCCGCACCGUGAGAGUAGAGAAGCGCCUGAAUGAGAUAGUGAAUAGGUUGAACAAGACAAAAGUCGAAAGGAAGCCUGACUUGAAAGCUGAGCGGGAAGCAGUGAAUGCCGCAGAAAGAGCAGAAAGGAAACUUCAGCUGAGAGAUAAAAAAAGACGGGAAGAGAUGGAGAGGCUUGAAAAGGAGAGGCAGGCAGAGAUACGGAGCUACAAGGGACUGAUGGUCCCCGACAAGAUGACCUCUAACAAACAGAUAGCGGCAACCAACAAGUCCUUGCAGGAACUGGAAGAGGAUUUCAUGUGAGGCUAGACUGCAAGUGAUUCUCCAUGAAGCCCCACUCACUUUGACGAUUUCCACCAGUUAUGAUUGUUACUAAAGGGUAAGCAUUUGGUGGGCCCAGAAACCCAUAAUCCCCUUUCGUUUGUCGAUUCAUCCUCAGCAACAGAGGCCCGUUCCAUACGAUUGUAUGUGAAGAAGUUGACCUGUAUUUAUCUUUUAAUCUUUUUAUUCAUCUCAUCGGAAGCUAGUGAUGAUGAUUCAAAAGCAUUGAAAGGACUCUUGAUAUCUGCUGUUUGUUCCUGCCGUUGAUUGGUAAACUCGGUACUGGAGGUUCUUCUCGUGUUUGCUGAACUCCGUACUGCUGUUGAUUGCUAUACUCGGUACUGCAAGUUCUUCUCGUGUUCGGUUCCAA
Molecule: messenger RNA, 1188 nt
Organism: Magnolia sinica
Lineage: Eukaryota; Viridiplantae; Streptophyta; Magnoliopsida; Magnoliales; Magnoliaceae
Exons: 6
Coding region: 153-800 (215 amino acids)
Source: RefSeq, a predicted model, not a curated record